Vicugna pacos (alpaca) is the source of this 9257-nucleotide messenger RNA. Its product is annotated as interferon-induced very large GTPase 1-like. Gene Ontology annotation, molecular function: GTP binding. Lineage: Eukaryota; Metazoa; Chordata; Mammalia; Artiodactyla; Camelidae. The record is from RefSeq and is a predicted model, not a curated record.
UAGGCUGCAGAUUUCAGUCAGCAAACUACCAUACUUAGUGGUGAAGGAAUCGACUCCACGUUCUUACUAGUCUCUCUGGAGCAACCUGAAGACAGGAGCUUGGCCUCAAGGAGACAGCAGGAACACCAGGAGACAGAAAGCUACUUCUGAAAGGUAACCUACAGGAUCAGCGUUCCUGACUACCGCUGUGCGAUGGACACAGCAGAUGAUAAUGAGCCCCAGCUCAGAGGCAAAAGGAGGCAAGAACUCCAAGAGCAGCUGAGAGAAUUAGGACUGGCAGUUGAGUUCUGGUUGCCGAAGCUGAGGGAACACCUGGGUGUGACCUGUGCCCAGGCCUUACAACACCUAAAUGAGGAAGACCUACAGAAGCUGAAAUCACUGGCGCAACAUUCCUGGGAGGAAAGGGCCCUGGAGAGGUUGCUUAACCUGUCACACUCAAAUCGUCUUGCAGAGUUACCGGAGUCUCAGGUGGAAACAUUAAAGAAAAGGCUGAAGCAGACAAAACAGGCUCUGCAGGAGCUGGAAGAGUUGCUUUCAGAAGGGAGGCAGCGGCAGGAAGAAGCAGUGAGGAAAAAGGAGGAAGAGCUGAGGCAGGCAAUGGAAAUCCCCAAAGAGUACUGGCCACCUCCUGAAAAGUCCCUCCGAGAAGUCAUAGAAAAACUGCAGAAACAACUCAACCACACAGAGGGGACACUGUCUCACAGGAAAAACCUCCCAGAUGGAGAGCUGGUGAGAUAUGCAUCUGGAGGAUUAGCCCUGCAGGGAAUUUACAAAACUAGUGACCAAGGGGGCCUGAUAGAGAAGAGAGAGGAGCUACUCAGUGUCCCCAAGGAGUUCUCACUGUGCGGCCCACAGCAGGGUACACGGAUGAAAACAACAGAAUUUACAUCUUCUCAAGCAGAAUCCAUGUUCACUCAGACUAUAGAGAAGCUGGGCUUCAGUGCAACUGCCUUAGCAAAGGGUGGAGGUUGGGGAUUAAGCCUAAAAGCUGGUAUGGAUCAGAAGAAAGACUCAGAAUCUGAGGAAAGACGGCAGUCACAUUCUAAGCACUCUUAUUUCUGCUCAACCAAGUUCAACUACAUCCCGCUGGCCUCCUGCCACUUUGCUGUUGAUCAGCUCCAGUUCUCCAAGCCUGCUCUCCAGGAACUGAAAAGCAUUGAAGAUCUUUUGGGUCAGCCCACAGACUCAGAUAGACUUCCCUUGCUGAGGCGCAGGACUGAAGAAUUCUUCCAAAGGUUUGGCUCUCAUGCUAACCAGGGCCCUUUGCACCUGGGAGGAAUCUACUGGUGGAAAGCCAUUUCAGAGGGUUUCCAAAGUGAGCAUCUGGAAGCAGUCAAACAGCAGACAGCAGAUGCCCUGGAUAUUUACAUAAUGGGGAGCUACACUGGCUUUGGAGUGAAAGGUGCUGCAGGUGUGGAUAUGUCACAAAAUCUUUCAAACACAGCCUUUGAGAACAUUAACUUGCAAAAUCUUAAAACCGAAGUGCAAUUAUCUGUGGCCCAGACAGGUGGUCCACCAGAAGCAAAUGGCCUUUUACAGUGGAAAACUGGCCUGGUGGCCAAUAAUCAAACCUGGUGUGUCAUUGACCGGGGAAAUCAGCUCGUGCCCAUUUGGGAUAUCAUCCUCUCGAGCCACAGAAGUGAUUUCAAACAACCUCUUCAGGUAGCUGAGCACCUGAAAGACAGCUACACUGCUCUGACUGGGCUCACUGCCCAGAUCCAGGAGGGAGAAGAAUUACUGAGUGCUGAGAAGGCAGCUACUGUUUUCCUAGACAAUGUGAAAUCCUGGGAGGUUUCCCAUCCUGAAGAGCAGCUGAAAAAGCUGAUAUAUUUCAUGCAAAUGUUGACUCAGAAAAUAAAAAGUUAUGACUUUUGGAUUCAUAGAUGCCUCACAGAUUGGGGUCUACAAAAUUUUCUGGUAAACACAGUCAACUUUUGCAAAAAAUCUUCUAUUUCUGGAACUGAAUUUAUCAAAUCUAAGUUGCGCAGCCUUUUGGAUCCUUACAUCUACAAAGUGUCAAACUUUCCACAGGCUGAUUCCAUUAUGCAGUGGAUCUUCCAGUCAGAGCCAGACCAAGAGCAUGUAAACGUCACCAAAUUUUCUGAAUUGAUUAAAAUCCUUGAAAGAAACAAGAAUGACCUUAUGGAAGUGAAGGCCAAAUCUGAGUCCACAGAAUCAGUGGAAGAAGCUCAAAGCAAGGCUACUAAUGAGGUCAGCUUGUCUCUUGGCUGCUUCUUGAAUUACCUCCAAGAAACAGGGCAGCAAGACACACACAUCUUGCUACUUUCCAUUGCCACUGGUGCAGGAUAUCAUGGGGUAAACAAUACUUUUCAAUAUCUCUUGGGGUGUGAUGAGUUAGACUUCCUACUGAAUGAAAUGCAAAGUGCCAAAGGUAAAUACAAGGAGCUCAAAAAUAUUUGUGACUGCAGGGCUCAUGCAUUCCUGGUACUCACAGGUUUGACAGCUACAGUUAGUGACAAAGCUGUUUCUCCAGAGGAGAAAACACAACGCUUGGCAUUGGUAAGACAUCACAUGGCACAAUCUUUGUCUAAAGAAGUUGUACAAGUCCUCUCCAAACCUGGAGCAGAUCAUAACUGGGAAAACCUAGAAAAAGACCUGAGAUCGCUCACUGAUGGUGAGUAUGGAGACACCAUCUCUUCAUUGCAAAGGGAUGAGGAGAGUAAACAAUUGCUAAGUCUCUUGCAUGAAAUAAAACAGCCCCAUGAAACACAUGAUAAUGAAAAUAACAAAUGUGAGGUCAUAGAAAAUCAAGCCUUCCUAGAAUUACUCCAGCGUCUAGACCUAGAACAUUACUACCCAAAACAGAUGAGCACAGCUAACUUCCAUCAGAUCUACAAGACGUCUGUGCACAAUACCCAGCCCUGCUCUGAAAGAGAGCUUCCCUUCUACUUCCUACAGAAGCUACUGAUGCUGGAUUAUGGGUUUAGAUACCUGAUCAUCAAAGAUGGUGGAUACACAGAGAAGCAAGUCUAUCCAAGCACCUCAAAUCAAGAAAAUGACACUUUUGAUCCAUAUGAAGACUUCACUGAACACAAUGAUAGUCCCACUAAACCUUCAGCUACUAAUGUGAGGUCCUGCAUUCACCCUAUGGAUAUUCAGAUGGCAAUUCUUCACUGUGCAGAUGAUUUUGCCAGACAAUAUAUUUUCGGCAAACUUUCGAUUUGUCAGUUUGCCCUCCCCCUCCUCAUACCUACUCCCUGCAAUUCUCAAAUUGAAUUCUCCCUCUGGUCUCUCAGUCAAAUUAGGAGGAGCUGGCAGCAAGCAAGGAAAUCAACAAAGGAGGAGAAGGACAAUUACAAGAAUCAGCAGAUGUGUCGUGUCUCUACCCCAAUUGUGUCCUUUCUUAGAGUUGGAAAUGACUUCUCUGCCUCCAAAUCUCAGAUCAUGAACUGUCUUCUCACUAAACGAAAGCAUGAUGUCUUUUUUCACCGACACUGCAAAGGGAGCAGCAGGAACUGUCUCUUGAUGGGAGGUGUGGUGGAAGUUGCCUGGUUCUGUCCUGGGGUGAGAUAUGAGGACAGAUUUGACAACUGCUUAACCUUCACCAAUCUUCACGGAGAUGCAAAGGAACAUAAGAAGCAACUCACCUUUUUGCAGGAGGUCUCUUCUCUCAUUGUGGUCCUCAUGGCAACUUCUGAUGACAAUAAGGAAAACCAAAAAAUUGUCCAUGACCUGUGUCAGUCAUCAAAACCUUUAAUCUGUUUGCUUGAUGAUAAAGAAAAACGGAUGGCCAAUACUUCUGGCCUACGGGUGAAAAUUGGAAUUAGGAACAGAAAUGAAGCAGAAUUAAUAGAGGAGCUCACAAUUACAAUCAGACGGUUGCUAGAGCUCUCUGACACUGCCCUCAGCCUGGAGGACUGUGCCCAAGUUGCUCGCAAGCAAGGACUGCUUAUUGAUGAAGACCAGAGAGACUGCAAGGAAGCCAGAGAAAAGGCAGAGGUUCUAAUGGAUCCACUGGAAAAAGUGGAAAUAUCUCAGGUGAAGGAAAAAAUACUACCCCUUCAGGGAAAACUGUGGCAACUUUGGUGUAAAAAGGACAAAGAACUCUAUCAUCUAAGAGAAAAGGGGAAUCGAAGCAUUGAACAACACAAGAGUGAGAUUGAGACGGAGAAACAAUCACUACGACAGGCACAGCUAAGGAGAGCCUUUCCUCUCAAUGACUUAAUGAAUUCUGUCCUUGAAAUUCUCCAAAAUCAUUCAGAAACUCACACCAAACUCUACUUCUUGCAAUGGCUGAGUGUGUUUUUAGACAAAUUGACUGCAGGACACUUGGAAAACCUAAAUGAGAAGAAAAAGGCUUUGUGGUCAGUGGUCCAAAAAGAAAAGCAAGAGGCACCAAAAAGUAAGUCCCUGAAAGCCUGGCAAAGUGAGAUAGAAGCUAUCUCCAGAGAGAUUAGUGACUGUUCCUUGGGAACUAAGCAAAUUCUCAGAGAAUUUGGUCAGAUCUAUGAAGCUUUGGAAGAAACUUCUUCCAUAAAAGAUAGUCUCCUUCUCUCCCUUCCCCACAUUGCUGCAGAUCUGAUGAUAUCUGGGGUUCCCAUUGAGCUGAUGGAUGGGGAUGCUUCAUAUGUGCCCCUAAAGUGGGUGGCAGCUGUUUUCGACCAGGUAUCUGAGAAGCUUGGAAACAAACGGCUGUUUGUCCUCUCAAUCCUUGGCCUACAGAGCUCAGGGAAGUCCACUUUACUGAAUGCCAUUUUUGGGCUGCAGUUCACUGUCAGUGCUGGGAGGUGUACCCGGGGGGCCUAUAUGCAGCUCCUGAAGGUGGAGGAGACAUUCACAGAGGAACUUGGCUUUGACUUCAUGCUUGUUGUAGAUACAGAAGGACUUCGAGCCCCAGAACUCAGCAACAAGUCCCAGAAUCGGGACAAUGAGUUGGCAACCUUUGUCAUCGGACUUGGAAAUUUGACUCUGAUCAAUGUUUUUGGGGAAAAUCCAUCAGAAAUGCAGGAUAUUCUACAAAUAGUCGUCCAAGCUUUUCUGAGGAUGAAACAAGUAAAAAUCUCUCCCACUUGUUUCUUUGUCCAUCAGAAUGUGGGGGAAGUUACAGCUAAAGGCCAAACUAUGGAAGAAAGAAGGCGAAUAGAGCAGAGGUUAGAUGAAAUGGCAGCAACAGCUGCUGAAGAAGAACAGUGCUCAGAUGUAACCCGCUUUAGUGAUGUCAUUAAGUUUGAUGUCAAUACUCACGUCUACUACUUUGCUCACCUCUGGGAUGGCAGUCCCCCAAUGGCCCCUCCCAAUCCUGACUACAGCUACAAUGUCCAGGAACUCAAAAGUAGAAUUCUUUUGGCUGCCAAACAGGAGUGCAGGGGCAGCAUCAUGAAGAUAUCGGAUGUAAAAUUCCGAGUUCAAGAUUUGUGGAGAGCCCUGUUGAAUGAGAACUUUAUUUUCAGUUUCAGGAACACCAGAGAGGUCAUGGCCAUGAGCAAAUUGGAAACAAUGUAUAACUACUGGACCUGGGAGCUGAGGAGUCAUGUGCUGACCUUGCAGGACCAGCUGACCAACCAGAUUCAGAAUGGAAAAAUCCAAACACCUGAAACACACAUGCUUGAGGCUCCAGUUACAGAAAAAUAUGAAGCCAUCAAGCAAGAACUUGAAAAAUACUUUAAUGAAGAUCCAGAUAGUGAAGUACUGGUUCAGUGGAAAGGAAGUUUUGAAAACAAGCUAAUGAUCCUUAAAGAGAAACUAAUUUUAGACAGCCAAAGUAAAGCCAAAGAAAUUAUUAGUUUUAAAGAACAGCAAGAAGAACUGGAUAACAAAAAAUCAGCUUAUGAAAAGGAAUUAUUGGAAAAAAGCCAAAAGUUGGCUUUAACUGUAAAGGGCACAGAAUUGAGUGAGGAAGAACUACAUGAGAAAUUCAACCCACUUUGGGAAAAAUGGGUCUGUGAUGUGUUCUCAAAUCUCCCACCAGUCACAGAGCCUAAUAUUGAAGUGGAUUCUGAAAACAUCCUCUUGGAUUAUUUCAAAAAGGAGAAAAAUAUGGUGGACAGACUGAAGAAAAAUUUUGGAGAAAACUUUCAAAUCAAAUAUGACAAACAUAUCAAGAUGAACAAGAAAUAUUUUAACAUUUAUCCACUGACAUUAGAGCCCCAGGAUAUAGAGUCUGUAAAUUCCAUUACUGACCGAAUUAUUUCAAAAUUUAAUGAAACUAUUAACAGCAUUAGUAAGCAAAGGCAUGAUUACAGUCCAAGUUAUUUCUUUGAAAUCCUGAAAAUCAUAGAUGAGGAGGUGAAAUCUGCUCCCAUUCAAGAAAGAUGUACAGUUACAAGAAAAUAUGAAAUUGACUUAUCAUUGUGUUUAUUCCGAAGGGCAGCCAUGAAGUUUAAGGAGAUACACAAGGAAUUCAAGAGAGCAAAUGAUCCUGUGAACUAUCUAGAAAGCAAGAAAGAUGAUUUCUUCAUGAGUUUUAAGAUCUCUUGUCAAGGAGCAACCUCAAUCAAAACAUUUGUUGAUUUUCUGUGGCACAAACUCACCCCUGCUAUCUCCACCACUGUAAGGAAAACUAUGGCCCACAAAAUUGCUGGGGACAUGCGAGCUGCCUGCCCAGCAUUCAAUGGAAACAGGACUAAUCUGGAGAAACACAUUCUCAUCUCUCUGGCAGAAGAGGAAAAUUUUGAUAUGUACUGGGAGUACCUUCAAAAUUCAGAGUCAUUUUUUAAGACUUACUUUGAAAACAAUAUUAAAAGAUAUUGUUCUGAGCAAAGAAAUGAAAAAAUGAAGACUUUUUUAAAAAUAAGUUUAGAUGACAUCAAGAAUGCCAUCCUCUCAGCUAUUCAUGCAUCCACAGCAAUAGCUAAAGAUAACAGCAGCACAGUGUCUGAGUGGUUGGAUUUGUUCUGUGAUCACCUGGGGGGUAACUUGAUCUUUCCACGAAAAGACUUGAUAAGCAUUGAACACCAGGAGAUAAAAGAUAUUGAGUUUCUCAAAGAAGCCAUGAGUAAAGCUUUGGAUCCUGCAAUAGAGGGAGUAGCACAGAACUAUUUGUGUAUGCUUGUAGAAGACAUUGUUCCUGAAAUCCAGAAAAUGCUCUCUGAACAUCUCCAUGGCUGCUGGAAACAGUGUCCCUUCUGCAGAGCAAUUUGUACAAACACAAUCCCCACCCACGAAGGAUAUCAUAGUGUUCCCUACCACCGUCCACAGGCUAUUGGUGGAAUGCAUUGGCAAAAAACAGAAACGUUUGUCAUUGAUUUUUGUACUAGUAUGGUAGCAAGUGAUUGUUUUUUGGCUUUGAAAGAUGGCAGGGAAAUUCCAUUUAAGAACUAUCGACAGGCAGGAGGGGAGUAUGCCGAAUGGAGUAUCACCCCAGACACAUCCACCCAGCCAUACUGGAAAUGGUUUGUCUCUCACUUCAGAUCACAGCUGGAAGAAAAAUAUCACAGAAGAUUUAUAGGUAAAGGUGCAAUUCCUGAUGCAUGGAACAAAAUCACAAAGCUGGACGUACUUUAUUACUUGAAAAAUAAUUAAUACUCAAUAACCACAAAAGAGACCCAGUAUCUGAACAAAGAGGCACAUUACCCAAACAAUCUUAAAAUACCACCUCCACAAAAUGAAAGCCUUCAUUCUAGAUUUUUCAGAUGAAGGAUCUAAAACUAUGUCAAUUAACAGCAAUAGCUGAAGAUUUGCCAGAAAAGGAUUUCACUUUUCUCUGCCUCAAUUCCUUCUGCUUUAAAAACAAAUUACUAAAAUAUAUGAGUGCAUGAUACACUCAAAUAAAAUCAUUUAAAAUACCUACUUCAUAUUUUAAACUAUUAUUCUGAAUGCUGCUUUUUAUUUUUAAAUAUAGAAUGUUACAUACACUCUCAAGUAAAUCAUUUUCAUAGAAGUAAAUUAAAAUCACUGUACACUGCUAUAAAUUCUAUAUAAUAAAUAUAUGGCUAUUUCAAUUAAUAUACACUUAUUGACUGCAAGCUGCAAAAUUGUAUUCUCUUUUCAUUGUAUUUUUUUACAUACUCUGCAAUUGUCAAGAAGAGUAUUAAUGCUUGAAUGCAAAAAAACUCAUGAAAAGUUCAUGAUUCUCAAUUCCCAAAUAGAGUGCUAUUUAGGUUUAUACUGUUAAGAAAAAAACAGAAACUUGACCAGAAUAGAGCCUGCAUCAAUUCAGGAAACAUUACCUAACAAAUAUUGAAAAUAGAAAUUAUAUAAUUUUUUCCCUCAUUUAACCAUCACUCUCUUCUUCCCUGGCACCUUGCCACUUGCCUCUACAUGUUUUUUUAAAGAAAAGAAAAAGAAAACAUUCACAGGAGCUUAGGUAUUCAAAUACUGGAACUUGUACAAGUCUGAGUAGGAAUGCUUUAUGGAAUGAAAUUUAUGACCAGGUAAAAAGGGCCAUUUUAAUCAAGGCUUUGGGCAAGGUCAAAUUUGAUUAAUCCAUUAAUGAUUUUAAAAACUACUCCUUCAAGAUUAAAAUAUCAAAAAUAUACAGUUUUUAACAUGGUGAUAUUUUGAUAAGAGAUGCUUUUUAAGUAUUAAAAUAUAAGAAAAUGCCCAUCUCCAAAUCAGGCACCCUUGUGACUUUUCACACUAUUUGAUCCAUAGAAUUAUGAUCACAAAUAAACAUGAAAAGCACCCUGAAGCCAACCAAGGAUCUGGGAGGGGGAAAAAUCACCAUUCUGCAAACCUAUACCUUCUGAAACAUGACUUAUGCUAGGUUCUCAAAGCUGAUGAUCUAAAGUAGUCCUGAUACUAACAAGAAAAUUUCUUCAUACCUGACAUAAGGGCUUCCAUUGCCUUCCAUUUAAGGGCACACUCUCUACCCUCCUCAGCCACUGAAGACAGACUGUCCAAAGAACAGCUGUCAAAGGACUUGGGUCUUCAGAGCUGGGAGACAGGAGUGCUGACUGUGCUAUCUUUGUACCCUCAAGGGCAUCCAGCAUACUCUGUUUCUGGUCAAAUCACCACAUCUCCAGAAGAAAUCCUGGAACAGAAACAUUAUAUGGGAAACUGAUGUUCUUGCACAGUAAGCUUUUCCUUUUGUUCCCUAAAAAGUAGUCUCACUGAGAGUUGGAAGGACCUCCUAAUAUGAUAGUUGAAAUAGUGAUAAAAACAGAACCCAUGCAUAAUAUAGCACCUGUCUCUGACAUCACUGCAUCCUUGAAAACUCUGCAAUAUUAACAUCUGCUGAAUGCUUUUCAUAUUUGUUUAAUGAACCAUUUAAGCUUUUAACUAUGAAGUUUUAUGUAUCAUUCAUUAACUUUGAUUUUGAAGUUGAAAGUACCAUGUAUAAAUAAAAAAAUUUUAUA